AUGGCUGAUGCAAUGACUGCUCUAUAUGAGCAGAUUGACAACGCUGAAACAGCCUGGGAAGUCCUUGGCAUCCGAAGCCGCUCCAUCACAAAAGCAGAAAUUCGCGACACUUACAGGUCUCUGGCUCUCCUUCUGCAUCCAGAUAAAGCACAAGACGAGGAGCUUAGGGAGCAGCAUACGCAAGUUUUUCAGAAAAUCCAAGAGGCUUACGAGGUCUGCCUCUCAGAAAUCAUACAUGUCAAAGGCGGCAUCCCCGAGUCUGAGCCAGCAGCCCUGCCAGAAAGUUUGGAAUCACUUCAUGCGCGAAAUGUCGCCAACAAAGAGGCGCUGAAAGCUGCGAGAGCAGAAGCGCUGAAGUUCAUUCAGGCCGAAAAGGAGGCCAUGCAGGCCGAAAGGGACAAGAAAGCUUACAGGGAAGCACGGUACGAAGCCAAAAGACCGACCAUCUUGCUCAACAAGGACGCACGUCCGGCCGAGAGGCUGUGGAUGUUCAAAGAACUUAGACGCCCUAACAGGAAGCGUGCACACCACCAGAGGGCUGGAAAGCGGAGCCACGCUCAGGGACUGUCCACCACUUGUGAGGAGCAAUCCAGGAACCCUGACAAACCCGCCACUGGUGAAGAAGUAGAGGAUGAGCCCGCAGAACCACAUUUCAGGUAUCUACCGAAGGCUCAAAGGACGCUCGUGGACAAUUGGGGACCAGAAAGCGGAAACGACGUCAGCUCUCGCUGUAAUCGAAGUUUGAUGUCCGGCGAUACUCGGCGGAUUGCCUGCGUUGCUCUGUCACACCUAGAGCAACUUAAGAACUGUGCAGCCGCGAAGACACACGAGCGUUACAUGGAGCUCGUCGAUAACGGGGAAGGUAGUAUCACGGCGAUGGUUCAAGCCGAGUUUGAGGCUGAGGAAGAGACAGAUCGCCAACUUGAGCAGAUGGAAAGGCAGGGUAUUGAGGGAAUUGGGUGGGAUGACGAGGAUGAGGAGGAGGAGGAGGAUGGUCCGAGGACUUAUCAGCUGUGUCUGGAUGAUCUCAUUCCCGCUGGUUUGCUGGGGUAUUGA
Molecule: messenger RNA, 1056 nt
Organism: Pseudocercospora fijiensis CIRAD86
Lineage: Eukaryota; Fungi; Ascomycota; Dothideomycetes; Mycosphaerellales; Mycosphaerellaceae
Exons: 1
Coding region: 1-1056 (351 amino acids)
Source: RefSeq, a predicted model, not a curated record